This is a messenger RNA of Cryptotermes secundus, 8198 nucleotides long. It is a transcript of the gene CLIP-190, whose product is annotated as CAP-Gly domain-containing linker protein 2. Gene Ontology annotation, molecular function: microtubule plus-end binding. Gene Ontology annotation, cellular component: cytoplasm; nucleus; microtubule plus-end. The record is from RefSeq and is a predicted model, not a curated record. The transcript is spliced from 23 exons. Bases 550 to 5784 code for a protein of 1744 amino acids. Lineage: Eukaryota; Metazoa; Arthropoda; Insecta; Blattodea; Kalotermitidae. Gene Ontology annotation, biological process: cytoplasmic microtubule organization.
GGCAGCGUACUGCGACUUUAGUUGGUUUUAGGCCAGUUUGAUGAAAUGGUGCUACUAGUUGGUGUUGUGUUGUGGUAGUGUGUAUUGGAUGUCAGAUGGCUUGAAUAAGGUGGUGGUGUGUUUUGCUUCGUGCAUUUUUGUAGAAGUGAGCUUAGUUUCAAUGUGUUUUCAUUAGAAUGACUUGAAGCAACGAAUUCGACUUCACGCUGCAACUCGAAUAUGAUACAAGAGAGUUAAUGUCAGCUACUUGACUCUGUGAAGAUGCUAUUUUUAGGAUGGAAGACAAAUGUUCUGCUGUGAGUCUUGAUCUGUGCGUGGUUUUGGUUGCCUUUACAAGCGAAAAUAACUGUUCACAGAGGUUUCGUUUGUGUGUUCGCAUCGCCGCCAUGUUUUGCCAUUCGUGAUGACGUUCUUUAUCUGACGGAGUCGGCUGUUUUUAUUUUGUUGCUGCUUCUUUAUAUGUAAUAAAUUACGUAAUUUAUAUAUGGAUAUUAUUUCUAUCGACCCUAUAACUGAAAUACGUCCGAAACAAGCGAUAAUACCGAUAAAAUGAGUUCGUCUGGACUACCGAAACCUUCAGGGUUAAAACCACCCACUAAAAUCAGCAGGCCAUGCACAGUCACACCAAAACCAGGUCUUCCAUUAGCUGCUACUCCGUCUGCCAGAGCCAAUGGAACAGCAAGCCCCGCAGCAAUAACGAAACUGAGCGAGGACGUACUGAAGAAGAAAGUGACAGGUGGUUCCAUCUUCAGUGAACAAGGGGACAGUAGGCGUGCCAGUGAAGAUAUUUUAGCCAGAAGGAAGAGAUCUUCUGAUGCAGGUUCGGCCAAUCUUGAUGCACUGUGGGAGAGUGAUCGCAGACUCAGCGAAGCUGGGGUGAGACGUACCUCAGAUGCCAGUGUUGUGCUGACGGAGGACACGGACAGUUUUAUCAUCGGUGAUCGAGUAUGGGUGGGUGGUACAAAGUCUGGACAGAUUGCCUACAUUGGUGAGACACAGUUUGCACCAGGAGAAUGGGCUGGUGUAGUUCUGGAUGAACCAGCAGGAAAGAAUGAUGGCGCAGUGGCUGGUGUACGCUACUUCCAAUGUGAGCCACGGCGUGGGGUAUUUUCUCGUCUCACACGUCUCACUAGAACUCCCCUCCAGCAGAGUGAUUCGGAUUCUGGGACAGGUGGUGACAGACAUGCCCAUUCACGGCCAACUAAUGGGACAUCUUCAGGAAUAACGUCACCAGUCCGUCGGCUCACACCUAUUGCCUCCCCUUCUGGCAGCAUGAAAGAUCUUCAUCUAAAGAAAUCAACAUCUCCAUCACUGAAUUCAUCAGUCACAAACUUGAAUUCAACAAGUCAUUCAGAUCUGAAGCUUGGAGAACGUGUAAUAGUGAUGAGCAGUCAGGGCUCUAAAGCUGGUACCCUGCGGUACAUUGGGUCCACCGAGUUUGCUUCAGGGGAAUGGUGUGGAGUGGAACUUGAUGAUCCUUUGGGGAAGAAUGAUGGGUCUGUGGAAGGAAAAAGGUACUUUGAAUGUCAGCCCAAAUUUGGGUUGUUUGCACCAGCACACAAAGUAAGUCGAUCUCCUUCUAGCCGCCGUCCAUCUGCUUCAUGUGUGAUCCAUCAUGGAACAGCAAGUCCAGGCAUAAAGAGAGUUGGUUCACGAGAGUCGAUGGUGUCAGCAUCAAGUGCAGCUUCUUCUGUGCGUGGUGCCAGGGUAAGACUUGGUGUCACUUCAUUGGGCAAGACUGUCCAACAGAAAGCUGGCGUUCGAACGCCAUGUACUUCUGUUUCUACAAAGUCUUCGCUCCAGGAUGUACUGCGCGAGAAAGAGUUGCACAUCGAACAGCUAUUGAAGGAACGAGACCUAGAAAGAGCAGAAGUUACAAGAGCAGCCAGCCAAGCAGAUGAUGCUGAACAAAAGCUUGCUGCUUAUAAGCAGGAAUUUGAGCAGUAUCGAGAAGAAUCAGAAGCUAAGUUGUUGGAUAUCCAAGACGUCUUGUCAAGACUACAAAAGGAAAAGGGGGAGUUGACAAGCCAGCUGGAAGAUGAGAGAAGAAAAGUUGAGGAUUUGCAAUUUAGGUUUGAAGAGGAAGCAAUUACUAAAUGCGAUAUGGAGAGUAAGAGAAUUGAGCAGGAUGCUGCUAAUGCUGUUUGUGAAGAUCGGAUUAGAGAGCUAGAAAAGAGUUUGUCUGAGGAGAGACAGAAGUCUGAGUUACUGGAACAAGAAUCUAAUAAACUGUUUGAAGCUGAGGAAGCAAUAGCACACUACAAAGAUGAACUGGACAUGAAACAGAAGGAAUUGGAUGAUGUUCGAAAAGCACUGAAGCUGCGAGAUGAGGAAGUGGAAACAGGAAAUCAGAAAGCAAGUGAAGAAGUAAACAAAUUGAAGAGAGAGUUAGCAGAAGCUCAAAAUUCAUUUAAAAUUAAGUGUCAGGAAGCAGAUAAACUGAAUAAAGAAUAUAAUGAUGAACUUGAAAGGUUAAGGAGGGAACAUGAAAAGUCUAAUAAUGCAAUGAGAACAAAAUUAGAAGAAUCAACAGGGCAGCAUUCUUCUGAACUUCAGAACUUACAAAAAGAACUGAAUGAAACUCAAAAUCAGUUGAAGCUUAAGUGUGAAGAAGUUGCUAAAAUAACAGAAGAACAGAGAAAUGAAACUGAUACAUUUAAAAAGCAGCUUGAGGAAGCUACAAAUUUGGUCCAAGCGAAAUCUGAAAUUUUACAAAAGGAAAUAGUGACGCUGAGAGAAAGUGAGGCAGCUUUAAAAGAGGAGGUUAAACAGAUUCAAGUAGCUUUGAAAGUAAAGUCUGAAGAACUGGACAGAAGUACUGAACAUGCCAAAGAGCAAGGAAAAGUGAUAGAAAAAUUAAAAGUAGAAAAUCAACAGACAGAGAAUUUGUUGAAAGAAAGAAUGGAGAAUUUUGACAAAAAGACUACUGCUAUGAAUGAACUGGAAGCAGUAUUGAAGAAACAACUAGAAACCAGUGAAAAUACAUUAAAGAUGAGAGUGAAUGAACUAUCAAAGAUUACUGAAGAACAUUUAAAUGACUCCAAGGCCAAAAAUGCAACAAUACAGAAGCUUGAGGAACAAAUUAAGGAAAGGGAUUCUGAAAUAAGUAAAUUGAAGCAAGAGCUAGCAACACUCAAGGAAGAGAUUAUGAAAGAAUAUGCUGCAGCAAAAGAGCAGCAUAACAAGGAGAUUGAAGAAAAGAUAUGUUUACUGAAAAGUGCAGAGGAAUGCUUGAAAGAGAAAGAAUCAGAAGUUAAGCAGCUGAAAAGAGAUAUUGAGGUCCAGAAGGAACGGCUUAACGUGAAAGCUGCAGAUAUUGUGGUUCAACAGGAGAAAACACAAAACCUGACCCAGAAAAUAAAAGAUUCUGAGAAUGUGGUUGCAGCUCUGACAGCUGAGGUACAGAAGUUUCAGCUGGAGACAGGCGAUCUUCAAAGGAAAUUGCAGGCUUCAGAUGAAAAGUGCAGUCAGUUGACACAGCAGAAACAAAAACUGGAGGAUGAUAUCUCUGGCCUAAUGAGUACCUCUAGUGAUUCAUCAGCACAGUUAACCAAACUGAACUCUGAGUUACGGGAAAAGGAAAAGGAAGUUGAUGGAGUUAGAGAGCUGCUUACAGCAGCUAAUCAGGAGACAGAGAUAUUGAAACACAAAUUACAGCAGGUCAUAGAGCAGGGUGAGAAAACAGAACAGGAACUGAAGGUGAAAGCUGAGAAUCUUUUACAGCAAUUGCAGAAAACAGAGCAAGAAAUGAAGCUUCAGUUAGAGGAAGCAAAAGGAAUUGAGCAAGAACUUCAUCAUGAAUUAGAGAAAACUAUCGCUGAAAAUGCCCAGGUUAAAAAUGAUGCAAAAUUGGAAAUAGAUAAACUCAUGCUUGAUGCAGAAAAGACAAGGAUGGAAUUAACAAAGGUAACAGAGAAAAGUAAAACUACAGAACAAGACUUAACAGUCAGAAUGGAACAGGCCAUUCUGCAGUCAGCAGAGAAAGAGAGGGACCUGAACCAGCAGCUGGAAACAAUGAAACUGCAGUUUCAGAAAGUGGAAAAAGAGUUUAAGGAAAACUUAGUGAAAGCUUUGGAAAAUGAACAGGAACAUGAACAAAAGCUGGUGCAAGUAUUAGAGCAGGCUCAAAAAACAGAGAAAGAACUGAGGCAGAAACAUACUGAAGAGCUGGAGAGACUGUGUCAUGAAAAAGUAUCAACAGAAAGUCUUGUAGCAGAGAGAGAAUCAAAAUUGACUUCGAUAACUCAAGAUUUUAAUAAAGUGAUACAAGAGAAGGAAGCUUUAGAGAAAUUUGUUCUAGAGAAGGAUUUGAAACUUAAUCAAUUGACUGAUGAGCUAUCAGUAGUACAAGAACAGAAAAACUCUGCAUAUAAACUAGUUAAAGAACAAAAUGAGAAAUUAGCUUCAGUCAGUGCAGAAUUAUUAAAAGUUCAAGAAGAAAAGAUAACUGCAGAAAACAAGAGUACAGAACAGAGAGCAAAAGUUGAUGCUGUCACUGAAGAACUGAACCUCGUUCAGAAAGAAAAGGUUGAAACUGAAAGAUGCUUAGCAGAAGCAGAAACCAAGCUUUUGGAGCUGCAUAUAGGUGUAGGGGCACUACAGCAAGCGAUGAAAGACACAGAGAGUUCUUCAUCAGAAAAAGAUUCCCGACUUUCUACAGUUAUGACUGAAUUAACUAAGUUACAACAGGAUAAAGAUGCUGUAGAUAAAAUUUUGAUUGAAAAGGAUUCAAGAUUGUCUGAGACAGUGAAGGAAUUGGAAAGGCUUCGUACAGAGAAAGGAGCUGCUGAAAGUCUUGCAACAGAAAGAGAGGAGAAAACAAAGGAAAUAGUGCAUGAGAUGCAACAGUUAAAAGAUGACUUUGAUGCCCAUUGCAAAGAGUUACAGAAUAAGUUGAUGCAGACUCAGAAGGAGACAGAGGCAGUUCAAGAGUUACAAAAGAAAUUGGAGCAGGAGAAAACACAUAUUGAUGAACUUCAGGAGCAGCUAAGUAUAUCUGAAAGGGAGCGUGGACAGCUUGCAGAACAAUGCAAAACAUUUACGAUGGCAGCACAGCAGAGUUCUGAACUCAGUUUGCAGUUGGCAGCUGUGGAGAAGGAACUGAAAGAAACAAAACAAAGGGAGGAGGACUUAAAAGCUAACAGUGAAAAGGAGAAGGAAAGUUUAAAGAAGAAACUGGAGACAACAAAUUCUUUGCUUGAGCAAAAAGAAAAAGACUUCCAGACUCAGAAAGCCGAGAUUUCUUCCUUACUGACAGAGAAAGCACAGGGCAAACAGUAUAAAGCUUUGCUGGAAGGUUUGCAACAUGAAAAGCAGCAGCUUGAAACCAAAGUAGGGGAAAUGCAGAAGACUGUUGCACAGUCAGAAGUUAAUGCAAAUAGUGAUGAUCCCACACAUCACAAGUUAGUAGAGGAGAAGGAACUUGCUCAAGGCCAGAUUGAUUUCCUCAACUCUGUGAUUGUAGAUCUGCAGCGCAAGAAUGAUGAUUUGAAGGCUCGCAUUGAGAUUCUGGAGAUUGGGAUCUCCCCUGCUGAUGCUGAUGAGCUGAACUUAAAUGGUAUAAAGCCCAAUAUGGUAGCUCCACGUGUGUUCUGUGAUAUCUGUGACAUGUUUGAUCUGCACGAGACUGAAGACUGUCCACGCCAAGCUAUGGACACACCCCCACCUUCUCAGCACAGCCGGCAUGGUGUAGGGAAGAAACGGGGUGAGGAGAGACCUUACUGUGAAAUCUGUGAAGUAUUUGGCCAUGCUACAGAGGAUUGUGAUGAUGGCGAAACAUUUUAACCUGCAGUAAUGUUGUAGAAUAAAGUUUUUACGUAAGAUAAUAACUAUAGUGUAAUAAACGGACAUGUAACAAUCUCUAUGUUAGCAUAGACUUGUAGGGUCAAAUGAAAAUAGAUGCUAUUUUUAUAUUUAUACUUGUACAUAACUAUGUAAAUUCUUGAAACAGGUGCUCUGAAAGUGCCGUGUGUAUCCAUAUAUAAAAUUCUGGUACUGAUACUAAGUUUAUGCAAGCUGUGCAUAAAAGAGUGAUACCUGUUACGGUAUAUUUUUGUAUAAUUAUUGAUGAUUUUUUUUUGUUUAAAUGUGUUCUUAGUUAUAGCUAAUUUAUAAACUGGGGUAUGUUAUAUAAUUCUAAUUUGUUUUGGAGUAUGUUGUAUUCUGUUUCCAUUUCAGAAAUAUCAAUAUUGAAUAGGGACUUAGGGAAUCAGGACCUCUUUGACAGAUUAAAAAGAAAUGGAAGAAGUGUUUUUAACUGCAACAGGUGACCACAAUAUUGUAGGUUCAUUUAAUUAAGAAUGUAGAUAAAUUUCAACAGAAGUUCUCUAAAUGGAGUUAUAGUUUCAUUAGCAUCAGUGAUAAACUGAAAAUUUUUUUUCUCUGUCUUUUGUUCUGAUUUACAUGAGAGCUUUAAGAAAGAAUUACUUCCAGAUGUGGGAUUGAGGCAUUUGUGAAGGUUUUGUGAUGUGAAAUAAUUUCCACUUUGUUAGUCAGCACAAUGUAAUUUUGUACUGGUACGAGUAAUAUUUAAAUGUACAGAAUAUCUCAUAAGUCUGGAAUCACAGGCAGUAUUUGCAUUUUAACAUAGUUGUAACAAAAUAUAUUUACUAUGUCCACCAUUCAUGCCACCAUAAAAAAUAAAACAUUUUUAUGAAUGAGAAUUGUGAUGUGAUCUCAUGGCAUGCUGUGAUAAUUUAUUCUUGAAAAUGCUGUGGUUUAUAUUCCAAACUUAUGGGGCAUUAUAGACAUCAGUACAGAUAUAUAUUUAAUGGACAUUAACAUUCACUGAAAUACAAAAUUAAAUUGUAAUGGAAAUAGAAUAAUGGUCAACUCCUUUAGUCUGAAUAUGUCCUCCCAAUUUUGAAAUUAAUAUCUGAAGUGUGGAAGAGGGUAUGAAAUAGAAUUAUGAUUAAAUUUACUGUGAAUCUGGGACAAGUAUGUAAAGUAAGAAACUUCAUUGGCUACAGUGAGACCAAAGAUCUAAUUUAUAAAUGACUAGUGUCCUUUAUAUUAAUGAAACAGGACUUUACAUUUUAAAAUGUUCUUGUGGUUUGAACUUAUAAAUGGUAUAGGUAAUUGUAAGGUCUAUUGUAUUACACAGAUAGUGUUCUGUAAUUCAUUAACACUUUUGCUGCGUAUUAUUUUGUGACAGUUUUCCUAAAAUGCAACAAAACUGCAUUUUCAUUGCACAGUGAAUGAAGUGAAAUGACAGUGAAAGGGGAUUUUUAUUUCCUGACGUGGAAUGAAGUAUAAUGACACACCAUAUAGUAAUGGACACUUGGGUGACUUCAGACGAAUAUAGCAGCAGUAGGGUUAAAUAUGAUUUUGGGCAUUUCAUUUUAAUACAUGAAAAUUCUUUGGAGUAUGACAUUAUUUGAGACUAUAAGACAAAAAUCACAUUGAACUGGAAUAUAGAAUACAGUUUAUUUUGACAGAAUAAAAUAUUCCCAAUUUUACUAUAAUAAUUUGAUAGUUAUUAUUUGUAUGUUCAUGUUCGUAUUGUAAUUUAUUGGGUAUGAUCUGAAUUCGAAACUUAUGAAGGCAGGUAGCAAUAAAUAACAUUUUGAAAUUGUACAUAAAUUAUACAGUAUUUCAGAAAUGAAAUUUACUGUUGAAAGUGUAGUACAGAACACUUUUCUUUUGUUUGAAAGAUGUGCAGUAUAUAUUUCAAACUUGUUUCAGAAAGGUUUAUAUCGUUACUCCUCUUGCAGUUGGUGCCAUUGUCUCAUUUCUUAUUCAAGAAGUUUACUGAAUAUAAAGUAGGAUUACAUUUUAUGAAGCCUGUUUUAAUUACAUUGCUGAAGGUUAUUGUUAGUUAAAUAAUGUUUAUAAGAAGUGUUCAUCUGGGUUAAGUUAUUCCAUUGUUAUAACUGUUUUAAUAAUUUACAUUGAUGAUAAUAUUUAUGAAGUAUCUUUCCAUAUUAGAUGAAAUCAAACUUGGUAUUUGUAAAAAAAUUAUGUCUGAUCUACAUAAACAUUUGAACAAAAUCAGUCCUCUGGCUACUUCAGGCUCAUAUCUGCUGUAUUAUCCAUUACAGAAUGCAGCAGCUUAAAUUGAGCUCAAUUCAAUGACAGGAUGUCAAAUACUUGGCAGAAACAACACCAAAUUUAUUGAAAUAUUCAUAAGUCAUCUUGUUACUAAUUGUCAUUAAUCAUAAUAAUUGUUAGCAAAUAAAGAUCAAUAGACUUUUAAAUUA